Neoarthrinium moseri is the source of this 1080-nucleotide messenger RNA. RefSeq lists its product as uncharacterized. Gene Ontology annotation, cellular component: nuclear pore. The record is from RefSeq and is a predicted model, not a curated record. Gene Ontology annotation, molecular function: ubiquitin binding; RNA binding. The transcript has 2 exons. Gene Ontology annotation, biological process: transcription-dependent tethering of RNA polymerase II gene DNA at nuclear periphery; RNA export from nucleus. NCBI's taxonomy places the organism in Eukaryota, Fungi, Ascomycota, Sordariomycetes, Amphisphaeriales, Apiosporaceae. Bases 1 to 1080 code for a protein of 359 amino acids.
AUGUCGGGCCUCUUCGGCAGCGCCUCCGCCUCGUCGGCCUCGGCCACCAACACCCAGGGCGACCUGGCCAAGGACGUCGAGGUGUCGAACCCGCCCGAGGACACCGUCACCGACCUGGCCUUCUCGGGCGCCGCCGACAUGCUGGCUGUCGCGAGCUGGGACAAGAAGGUCCGCAUAUACGAGAUCAACGCCCAGGGCCAGAGCGCGGGGAAGCACAUGUACGAGCACGAGGGCCCCGUCUUCAGCCUGGAUUGGUCCAAGGAUGGUACCAAGGUCAUCUCGGCCGGCGCGGACAAGAAGGCCGAGAUCUGUGACCUCAGCGCCGGCGGCACAAAGCAGCAGGUAGCAGCCCACGAUGCACCCAUCAAGUGCGUCAAGUUCUUCGACCCGCCCAACAGCAACGCCCCCAUGGCCGUCACCGGCUCGUGGGACAAGACCAUCAAGUACUGGGACCUGCGCUCCCCCAACCCCGUCGGCUCCAUCACCGCCCAGGAGCGAGUCUACACCAUGGACGUGCGCAACAGCCUGCUCGUCGUCGGCACCGCCGACCGCUACAUCAACGUCAUCAACCUCGCCGACCCCCUCAAGUUCUACAAGACGCUGCAGAGCCCGCUCAAGUGGCAGACCCGCGUCGUCAGCUGCUUCACCGACGCCUCGGGCUUCGCCAUCGGCAGCAUCGAGGGCCGCUGCGCCAUCCAGUACGUCGAGGAGAAGGACGCCACGUCCAACUUCUCCUUCAAGUGCCACCGCGACCCGCCCUCGGGCAACACCACCAACGUCUACUCGGUCAACGACAUCUCCUUCCACCCCCAGCACGGCACCUUCAGCACCGCCGGUAGCGACGGCACCUUCCACUUCUGGGACAAGGACGCCAAGCACAGGCUCAAGGGCUACCCCAGCGUCGGCGGCAGCAUCACCGCCACCACCUUCAACGCCAGCGGCAGCAUCUUCGCCUACGCCAUCGGCUACGACUGGAGCAAGGGCCACCAGGGCAACAACCAGCAGUACCCCAACAAGAUCAUGCUGCACCCCAUUACGGGCGACGAGUGCAAGCCUAGGCCUAACGUCAAGAAGCGGUAG